AUGAAAACUGUCAGAACUGCUCAAGAUGGCCAGAGAAUCUGGACUAGAGGUCUUGAUACAUGUGUAGCCAUAAUUGUAGUUGGUACUCUCAGUACGACUGGAGGUAUUGCGAAGGUUAUGGCUCAUAUGAGUACCGGCAGAACAGAGGUUAUGCAGGCUUGGUUUGCGCAAGUUCAGGCAUCUGGAACAACGAACAUCGUCAUGUAUAUAUCGCAGCCAGAUCCCAGUCGCAAUCGAAAUCCCGAUCCGGUACUGGUGCAAGAGAUGGCCACUGAUAUUCAGAAAGACUAUGAUUUCGUUUACAAUCUUUUAGUUUCUAGUGACACUCCAUUGUACAACUUCAAUGUCUGGGUCAGAAAUCAAGCACAUUAUCUCAUGAUAGCCGGCUUUGCCAUAUAUCAGCGCCGCCUCUCCGAUGUAUCGCUGAACGGCCCCGGAUUGGCAGAAAUGGAGUCUAGUCCGACUGGCGAAGUGGUGGCCGAUAUAUUCGGACUGGCCGCUUACUAG
Molecule: messenger RNA, 507 nt
Organism: Botrytis fragariae
Lineage: Eukaryota; Fungi; Ascomycota; Leotiomycetes; Helotiales; Sclerotiniaceae
Exons: 1
Coding region: 1-507 (168 amino acids)
Source: RefSeq, a predicted model, not a curated record